Molecule: messenger RNA, 2427 nt
Organism: Capronia coronata CBS 617.96
Lineage: Eukaryota; Fungi; Ascomycota; Eurotiomycetes; Chaetothyriales; Herpotrichiellaceae
Exons: 1
Coding region: 1-2427 (808 amino acids)
Source: RefSeq, a predicted model, not a curated record
AUGGAUCAUCCUCGGCCCAAGGGGACCCAGACGAACUUUGCUUAUCCCAACUACAAGCAUCCUGAGCCGAUCUACGAAUAUUCUCAACCGUCGCAAUAUCAACAAUACCAGCAACACCAAGACUUCCCUCCUCACCCUUCGGUUAGACCUGCGCCCAAUGUCAAGCUCAAUGCUAGGCAGGUUCCAGCCGGUGUCGGUGUGGCGCCGCCGCCAGUCAGAUAUGGCGGCCAGCAACGUCAACAGCAGAGGCCUGCGGCGAGUGGCAUGCUAAUCCAAGACUUCAUAUUCCCCACGGCGCCUCCUAUUCCUGCAUCUCGGUCGAGCAGAGCCAAGCAAGAACCCUGGCAAUCUCCUGGUCGCAGAUACAACAUGCACGAUUCGUACAUGUCAUCGGUAGCGGAUGGGUUUCCCAGCGCAGGGACGACCCCCGCAUCGAGAUCGCGAGGUUUCCCAACUCCAAGAGCGUAUUCUGGAUCAGUCUAUGCGGAGAGCGAGGUUCUUGGACCUGAAGAUCGCCUUGGGCCAAGUCCUGAGCACAGUCGACCGAGUUCUCCAGAACAAAGUCCACAGAUUGUGCGUCAGGCAAGUCUUGGGAAGCGAGCGAAACCUGCCAUGACCACCAUCAAGAAUAGUGCCAGUCAUCUAGAGCAGGAGGUACCGGAGAAUCCGUCUGUGCCGAUCCAGACGAGCAGAACCGCGACGAUGAAUGCCAUCAGUGCGGCUGUGGCUGCGGGCAUCAACGGUCGACCUACCGAAAGCAGAUCUGCCACCUCUGGAUCGCGAAGCUACACACCUGUGCGGAUGCCCUUUGAUACUUCCCCUCCAGGUUCGCCUUCUGCAGACACGGAAUUUCUUCAGACCCCAAAGUCUCCUCAGACAAUAGCAUCCACAAACAUGUUGGAGCAACCCCCGGCCUCGGGACAUUCUCGCAAGUCCACCAAUCACCUGCUUGGACUGGGCAUCGAACAACAAUCAAUGAGCAGCAAGAUUCCUCCUGGCCGACGGCCUCCCAGGCUGGACAUGGAUGCGGUAAAAGAAUCUGAAAACCGGGGGAGUACGACAAGCCUGGCGGAUCUGAUCAAACGAGCGACGCGACUGGCUGCAAACUUGGACAGAGGCAAGACAGCCAGUCGGUUGGGCAUGUUGGACAUGUUCGGCAGUAGUGACAGGCUGGAUGCUACCAACCGGCAUUCCACCAUGUCGGAUAUGAUUUCAGCUUUCCCGGCGCCAGCAAUGGGAGGAACUCCUACAACCCGACGAGACACAGAAUGGCCUCUGGGCGAAAAAGACGGCGCUUAUGCCUCAACCACGGAUUUGUCCAAAUCUCAAGCCACCCACAAGCAGAGACGGAAGUGUUGUGGUCUAACACUGCCCUUAUUUUUCUCUCUGGUUGUCCUUGUCAUCAUUCUGAUUGCCGCUGCUGUACUAGUCCCCGUCUUUCUAAUUCUUGUACCCAAAGAGCACCACAAAGACAGCGGUUGUGCCAGCAGCCACCCCUGUCACAACGGGGGCAGCAGCAUCUUGAAUGGCAACACCUGCCUUUGCAUCUGCUCGAAUGGCUUCACCGGUAGUCAGUGUGACGAUCCUGGAAGCACCGACGACUGCGUGAUCAAGACCAUGCAAGACGGAUCGAUCGAAUACAAGAAUGCAACUCUUGGUCAAUCCAUAUUACCUCCUCUUUCUGAUGGCCAGACUCGGUUCGACAUACCUUUGAACGUGUCCACGAUUCUUUCGGUCUUUUCCUCCAACAAUCUCUCAUGCACGAGUGAGAACUCUCUGGUCGACUUCAACACCAGCGCUGUUGGUGAAGGAACGAAAACGAGACGGUUUAUCAUCGUGCCUGGUCUGGAACCUCUCCCGAAUGACCGAGUUGCGGUGCUUCCUGAAAUGUCCUUUGCUCCCGAAGUCACCAUGCCUGCUCGAGUUCAUGAAGAGAUGCGCAUGGAGAGGAGACAGGGCAGCGUAACAGUCGGCACAUCCAACGGAAUUGUCUUUCAAGCCACGUCCUCAAGUGCGGUUCCUGGACCAAGUGCCAGCACAUCGAGCGCCGCAGGCGUCGCAGUUGUGACCAGCGUGACUGGGGCAGCAGGCUCGGGCCCUUCGCCGACCGAGUCAAGCGCAGGCCCAGGGUCCACUGGCGCAGCUGGAGACAGCAGUGGUUCUGAUGCAGGCUUGCCAACGACUGCGAGUGGCAAAGAGCUUGACUUUGCCAGAGUUGUGGUUCUGUAUGUCCUGCAGCAAUCCCGCACCAUCAGCGUGGCUAUCGACGCGCAGCAACGAAUGGAAGCGUUUUUCGCCUCCCAGACGAAUGGCAGUUCCAACUCCACAGUCGACGUUGGCUCCGGCAAUCUUCACCUUAUUGCGGACUUUGAAGCAUUCAGCAUCACCAACGGUAAUGGCCAGGUUGUGGGCGGCACAUCAGAUUAA